Messenger RNA from Physeter macrocephalus (sperm whale), 1588 nucleotides. RefSeq names its product DNA polymerase delta 2, accessory subunit. The record is from RefSeq and is a predicted model, not a curated record. Gene Ontology annotation, molecular function: DNA binding. Lineage: Eukaryota; Metazoa; Chordata; Mammalia; Artiodactyla; Physeteridae. The transcript is spliced from 10 exons. Gene Ontology annotation, cellular component: delta DNA polymerase complex. The coding region runs from base 287 to 1573 and encodes 428 amino acids. Gene Ontology annotation, biological process: DNA strand elongation involved in DNA replication; DNA replication.
GGAUUGGCGGGAGAUGGAGCGCGGCUGUGGGCGGGGCUGCGGCGUGCGGCGAGGUUACAGGGGACACUGGUAUCCAACAUAGCCGAGUUCCAGGUGCUGCUCUGGCCGAAGUCUGGUGUGCGCUACAAGUCUCCCCCACCCUCAGUGCCCUGUGGGUGCCGUGGAGCCACACGAGGGACACAGCUGCCGUGGAGGUUGCAGGGAUUGCAGGACUGCGUUUGUAUCCUUUCAGGGACCACCUCCUCCCUGUCCUGGCCACAGCGGUCUGGGCACAUCAAGCACGGACAUGUUUUCUGAGCAGGCUGCCCAGAGGGCCCACACUCUGCUGUCCCCACCAUCAGCCAGCAACGCUACCUUUGCCCGGGUGCCCGUGGUGACUUACACCAACUCCUCGCAGCCCUUCCGGCUGGGGGAGCGCAGCUUUAACCGGCAGUAUGCCCACAUUUAUGCCACCCGCCUCAUCCAGAUGAGGCCCUUCCUGGCGAGCCGGGCCCAGCAGCGCUGGGGCAGUGGAGUCCUAAUUAAGAAGCUGUUUGAGCUGCAGCCUGGGGAGAAGUGCUGUGUGGUAGGGACCCUCUUCAAGGCCAUGCUGCUCCAGCCCUCCAUCCUGCGGGAGGUCAGCGAAGAGCACAACCUGCUCCCCCAGCCUCCUCGGAGCAAAUACAUCCACGCAGAUGAUGAACUGAUCUUGGAAGAUGAACUGCAGCGUAUCAAACUGGCGGGCACCAUCGACGUGGCAAAGCUGGUCACAGGGACGGUCCUGGCUGUGCUGGGCUCUGCAGGAGACGACGGGAAGUUCCUGGUGGAGGACCACUGCUUUGCAGGGCUUGCUCCUCAGAAGCCCGCACACCCCCUCGACACGGACAGGUUUGUGCUGCUGGUGUCCGGCCUGGGCCUGGGUGGAGGCGGGGGCGAGAGCCUGCUGGGCACCCAGCUGCUGGUGGACGUGGUGACGGGGCAGCUUGGGGAUGAAGGGGAGCAGUGCAGCGCCGCCCACGUCUCCCGGGUCAUCCUCGCCGGGAACCUCCUGAGCCACAACACCCAGAGCAGAGAUUCCAUCAAUAAGGCCAAGUACUUAACCAAGAAAACCCAGGCAGCCAGCGUGGAGGCUGUCAAGAUGCUGGACGAGAUCCUCCUGCAGCUGAGCGCAUCUGUGCCCGUGGACGUGAUGCCAGGCGAAUUUGACCCAACAAACUACAUGCUCCCCCAGCAGCCCCUGCACCCCUGCAUGUUCCCACUGGCCACUGCCUACUCCACGCUCCAGCUGGUCACCAACCCCUACCAGGCCACCAUCGACGGAGUCAGAUUCCUGGGGACGUCGGGACAGAACGUGAGUGACAUCUUCCGGUACAGCAGCAUGGAGGACCACUUGGAGAUCCUGGAGUGGACCCUGCAAGUCCGUCACAUCAGCCCUACAGCCCCUGACACCCUAGGUUGUUACCCUUUCUAUAAAACCGACCCGUUCAUCUUUCUGGAGUGCCCUCACGUCUACUUUUGUGGCAGCACCCUCAGCUUUGGCUCCAAAAUCAUCCGAGGUAAGUUUUGUCUUCUGGGGGUCCCAGGCCUGGGCUGACGCGAGUGACACGCU